This is a messenger RNA of Frankliniella occidentalis (western flower thrips), 1860 nucleotides long. RefSeq lists its product as uncharacterized. Lineage: Eukaryota; Metazoa; Arthropoda; Insecta; Thysanoptera; Thripidae. Gene Ontology annotation, biological process: long-chain fatty acid metabolic process; fatty-acyl-CoA biosynthetic process. The record is from RefSeq and is a predicted model, not a curated record. Gene Ontology annotation, molecular function: long-chain fatty acid-CoA ligase activity.
GUCGAUGCGGGCACCGGGUCGACGUCGUCCUUCCACGCGCUGCUGGAGGACAGCGUGCGCAUCGCGGAGGGGCUGCGCGCCAAGAAGCUGAGUCCCGGACAUGUGGUGGCCGUGUGCAGCACCGCCGUCGCGGACCUCUACCCCGCCGUGCUGGGCGCGGUCUGGGCCGGGCUCACCGUGAUGCCCACCGACCCCGAGGCUUCGCCGAGUGACCUGAAGGCUCAGCUACAGGUGUGCAAGCCCAGGGCGGUCUUCGCCGAGCCGCGCACGCUCGCCAAGGUCCACGACGCGCUGCAGGGCGCGCCGAGGCAGGUGCCCGUCAUCGUGCUAAACCAGGACGACGUGCCGGCCAAGCUGGUCCGCGCGGGCGACGUGGCCUACGAGGACCUGCUGCGCGCCGUGCCCACCGCCACCGCGGACCUCUUCACCCCGCCGGUGAUCGCGCGCCUCGACGACCACGUGCCCUUCAUUCUGGCCGGGCUGGGCGCGGCCGGCCGGGCGCACUACGCCAUGAUGUCCAACAAGCGCGCCUUCGUGCUGCUGGACCAGUUCCGCGAGCCGCUGCCGGACACGCCUGGCGUCGUGUUCAUGUCCUCGCGGCCGCUGUCCUGCCUCGCGGGGAUCUUCUCGCUGCUGCGCUGCUGCUGGGCAGGGCACACGGUGGUCACCCUUAACGACCAGGAGCCGCUCAGCAUCCUCGCGGCGCUGGAGAAGAACGCCGUGUCGCACUGGCUAGCGCAGCCAGGACCCGUGCGCGCCGUGGCCGACCACGCCUCGCUGCCCAAGUUCAACCUCAAGACGCUGACGGCCGUGUUGUUGGACGGCGACGCGAUGCCCGCCGACACGCACGUGCGCACGCAGCAGGCCCUAGCCGUGCGCCUGCAGGCCGUGUACUGCGUGCCCGAGGCGGGCAUGCUGCUCUUCAACCGGGACGCCAAACCCGGCUCCGUCGGCAAGGUCUGCCCCGGCAUCCGACUCAAGGUGGUGGACUCCAUCUCGGAGGAGGACCUGGAGGCGGGCGAGUGCGGUGAGCUGCGCUCCAAGGGCAGCACGUCGCUGAAGGGGUACGUCGGAGACCCCGAGGCCACGGCCGCCCUCUUCGACGAGCGGGGCUGGUUCUGCACAGGUGACGGGAUGAAGUACGACGACGAGGGCUACUUCUACUUGGUGGAGAAACUGAGCGAGAACAUCCAGUGCGCCGGCAAAGCGAUCCCCGCCAAGGAGCUCGAGGACGUCAUCCGCACUCACCCCGGCGUCCGCGAUGUCGCAGUCCUGGGCCGCCCUGAUCCGGACGACGGCGAGGUGCCCAUGGCCUUUGUGGUGCUGGAGCCGUCCGUGACGGCCAGCAAGCAGGAGAUCAUCCAGCUCGUGAAAGACAAGCUCCCCGAGACCAAACAGCUGCGCGGAGGCGUCGAGUUCCUAGACGCCCUCCCGCGAACGACUUCCGGCAAGCUGUCCGGACGCCAGCUCCGCGACCGAAUGCCGCGCAGGUCCGUGGUCGGCAGCCUCCUGAUGUAGACGCGGGAGCCGCGCGAGGCAAACGUCGCUCACUUCCCCAAAAGGUCGUCCACGUCCGGCGAGUGACUCGCCGGCCAACCCCAGCGGCGCCUCUUGGAAUGGUCUACUCUACUCUACACAUAAUUUAUACGCCUUUCCGAUCGGACGGACAAAGGAGUCUCGAGACCAGGACCAGGACCUGAUCCGUGCCCGGUGGGAAGGACAGGAAUAGGCGCUGUCCAGCUGAGGUCCGGCUGGACCGUGCUUCCCAUGAUGUACAUGUCUGUCAUAUUUCAUUAUGAGUUAGAUUUGCUUGUAUUAAAUUUUUCUUCACAUUGACCCGAAAAAGGGGUUUGCAACGGA